Messenger RNA from Musca domestica (house fly), 1357 nucleotides. RefSeq lists its product as uncharacterized. The record is from RefSeq and is a predicted model, not a curated record. The transcript is spliced from 4 exons. The coding region runs from base 164 to 1345 and encodes 393 amino acids. NCBI's taxonomy places the organism in Eukaryota, Metazoa, Arthropoda, Insecta, Diptera, Muscidae.
AUUCGAUCGAUAAAGAAGUUCGCGUUCAGUCGAUUUUUUUUUGUGUUUGCUCCAAUAUUUACAGCUGUGUUGCGACGUUGGCGAACAAACGUCGCCAAAAUAAAAAAAAAAUCGCUGCAAAAAUUUAAUUUAUAACCCGAGACACCAAUAGCUUGCGCUCGCGAUGGACGACAUUAACAGUCGUAAAAAUUUCCAACGCAAUCGUACCUUUGCCAAAUAUGAACAACGUCGUUGGAGUGUCUUAAACGAUAAUCAUUCAAAAUCGGAAUUUUAUAUCAACAACAUUGGCUCCAAGGAAACACGAGAUGUGUCCUCCUCCACAAUGGAUAUAUCCAAAGAUCCAUUUAUGGAAGAGAAAUCAGAAAUGCCAUUAAAACCUCUAUCUAUGGACGACAAAAAUCUAUCAACCAGCUCUCCCAUGCUUGAUCAAACUUCUCAAGGGGGUUGUGUGACACCUAAAACACCGGAACCCUCUCUCUUGGGUGUUAAGGAAAAACUUAUUCUCUUUGAAAAGAAAUUAAAAUCGGAUGUUUGGAUAAGUUUUACGGCAGCCAGAGGCAAAGGAAUUGAAAGGGGAACAAAUCUGCGAAAAUUUAUUUCAAAAUGGGAAAUUGGUCCAACGAAGUCAUCUGAGAAAUCAACUUCGACAUUUUAUCUUAAUUCGGAGGAGGGGAGAGAGCCGGAGAAUGGGGUGAAGAUUGGCAGGCACAAUUGGAAUUCAACGCUAUGUUUGAAUACGUAUCAAGGAAAAUCGAAGAAAAAUGUUAAUGUUUUCGAAAAUCAAGGUUCUUCUUAUGAAUUGGAAAACAAAGAGACUUCUGUUGGAGAACCCAAAACUGAGGACAUUGGUAAUGGCAGGACUGACGCUGAAGUUGUUGACUCUUCAUACACAUUGGAUAAUACUGUGGAACUUAAUACUGAAGUGGAAAACUUGACAACAAAAACCAAAUCAAUAGGAUUUCUGAAUAAAAUGUAUACCACAAUGGAUCAAAAUUCUCAGACAAAUGGAAAUUUUGAAAAUCGCGAGGAAAUUAAGACCCGAGAAGAAAAAAAACAGGAAUCUGAAUCAGAGGAAAAACAACAAGAAUCUGGGGCGGAAGAAACCACAAUAAAACCAGAUACAGCUGAGGAAUCUAAUGAUAGUGCAGAAAAAUAUUUGUCCAAUAAAUUGAACGAUACUUAUCAGAGUGAUUGUGUUGAACCCAAUAUUGGGGUCAAUAGUAUGAAAACGGAAGAGCAGGCCAAAGAAACCCAAAUACCUAGUUCUCCAAAUUACUACGGAAAUGAAAGGGAUUUCACCAGGAAGCUAAUAAGAGAAAUAGAUUCAAUUAAAUAUCUGGGGUGAGUUAAAUUAAAA